Messenger RNA from Lodderomyces pseudojiufengensis, 273 nucleotides. It is a transcript of the gene TIM8, whose product is annotated as protein transporter. The record is from RefSeq and is a predicted model, not a curated record. The transcript has a single exon. Lineage: Eukaryota; Fungi; Ascomycota; Pichiomycetes; Serinales; Debaryomycetaceae. Bases 1 to 273 code for a protein of 90 amino acids.
AUGUCAUCAACAGCAAUAUCACCCACAGCAUUACAAGCAUUAGAUGAACCAUCACGAAAAGAAAUUAUGAAAUUUAUAGAAUCAGAACAACAAAAAUCCAAAAUACAAACAUCAAUACAUAAUUUUACUGAUAUGUGUUUUAAAAAAUGUAAUCAAAAUAAAGUUAUAACAAAUCCAAAUUUAGAUUUAAAAGAAGAACAAUGUUUAGUUAAUUGUUUAAAUAGAUUUUUAGAUUUAAAUAUUAAAGUUGUUGAAGCAUUACAGAGGAGAUAA